CAUAGACCCUAGAGGACGACAUAUCUCACUAGGACAACUGCCACCAUGAAGCGACAACCGAGCGCGGUCGACGAGCCCGACACCGACGAGGAGCAGGAUGUGAUGCAGAACAUCGACCCGGAGCUGCGCCUGCGCACGGUGCGCACCGCGGCCAGUACCAUUGCGGAGAGCAACCGCAACGAGGAGCAGCGCGCGGCGCGGCGGAAGAACGUGAAGCGCAAGCGGAGCCGCUUCUUUCGGCGGGAUAGAAAGCAGGCGUCCGAGGCUGAGAGCGCCGCCUCUGCGCUAAAGCCGGGCGUGAUACCGGGCAAGCGGCGAAACGUGUACGUGAACAUGCCGCUGACGGCGAUGGAGGUGGACGCGCAUGGCGAGCCCGUGGAGCGGUACGUGCGGAACAAGGUCCGCACGAGCAAAUACACGAUCGUAACGUUCGUCCCGAAGAAUCUCUUCGAGCAAUUCUAUCGCGCGGCGAACAUAUUUUUCCUGGUUAUGGCUGUCGCCCAAGCUUUCCCAAUAUUUGGUGCUGCCUCUCCACAAAUAUCCAUGCUGCCCUUGGUCUUCAUCCUGACAGUGACCGCCAUUAAAGACGGUAUCGAAGAUUACCGUCGCGCGUCGCUCGACGAGGAGGUCAACACUUCUGCCGCGACUAAGCUCGGCGGCUCCUUUCGCAACGUUAACCAACCUACGGACCCGCGCGAAUGGUGGGAAAAGCUGCUGGGGCUGAACAAACCGGGACGUGUGACGAAGGGCGUGCGGCGCCUGCGCGAGAAAGACGCCGAGGCGGGUCGGGAGCGCAUCGUGCUUGAGCGCGCGGGCGGCGAGGACGACGGGCGGAGCACGAUGGACACCGUGCGCGGGAACGACUCGCGUGUGACGCUCGGAGGGAAGUUGGAAGAUAUCCAGAGCAUUGACGAGCACUCGUAUCCGCCCGGGCUCGCCAUGACGGCAGAUGCGUCUAUGUCGAUGUCCAGCACGGCGCUCGUCAGUAUGGGCAUCGCGGACGACGGCUCGUCAACGCAACUGGCCGGGAAUACGCUCCGUGGCACUGGUGCCGACUCCGUUCGCUCGCGCCCAUCCAACCAGUGGGGCGUGCUCGACCUGAACAAACGCUCUUCUGGGACCGCCAUCUGGGAGCGCACGCUUUGGAAGAAGCUGGAGGUGGGCGACAUCGUGCUCUUGCGCGAUGAUGAGCAGGUCCCGGCCGACAUCAUUGUGCUCGCCACGUCCGAUGCGGACGGGAUGUGCUAUCUCGAGACGAAGAACCUCGAUGGCGAGACCAACUUGAAGCCGAGGCGCGCCCUGAAGGCUACCGCCGCGAUACGGAGCGAGGAGGAUAUCGAGCGUGCGAGCUUCGUGUUGGACUCGGAACCGCCGCACGCGAACUUGUAUCUGUACAAUGGGCAGCUCAGAUACCGCGAUCCGGCAAGUCCGAGUGGAGAAGAGAAGCGCGAGGCGGUAACGAUCAACGAGCUGCUGCUCCGUGGAUGCACGGUCCGCAACACGGCGUGGAUAAUUGGGCUCGUUGCGUUCACCGGCGCGGACACGAAGAUCAUGCUCAACGGCGGCGAGACGCCGUCGAAGCGUUCGAAGAUCGAAAAGGAGACGAACUUCAACGUUGUGAUGAACUUUAUCGUACUGAUCGGCAUGUGCGCCUUCGCCGCGGUGGGUAGCGGGAUUAUGGACGGGAAAGGGAACACUAGCGCACAUUUCUUUGAACAACACGCUGACGCUACGGACAGCCACGUCGUCAAUGCGUUGGUUACCUUCGUUGCUAGCCUCAUCGCCUUCCAGAACAUCGUUCCCAUAUCGCUGUACAUCUCCAUCGAGAUCGUCAAGACUAUCCAAGCGUAUCUCAUCUCACAGGAUGUCGACAUGUACUACGAGCCGUUCGACACUGCCUGCGUUCCCAAGACAUGGAACAUCUGUGACGACCUGGGCCAGAUUGAAUACGUGUUCAGCGACAAGACUGGCACACUCACGCAGAACGUGAUGGAGUUCCAGAAGUGCUCAAUCCGGGGUAUCGUCUACGGAGAGAACAUCACAGAGGCGCAGCGGGGUGCUGAGAAGCGCAAGGGCGAGGCGUCCGGUGACCCAGAAGAGCACAAGGAAAAGAUGGUGCGGAUGAAGAAGGGCAUGGUAGACAAGAUGAACCGCGCGUUUAAGAACCGGUACAUGCAGCUCGACAAGCUCACCCUCGUUGCGCCCAACCUUGCCGAGGAUCUCACGGACCGGACCAGGGAACAGAGAAGUCACUGCAUCGCAUUCUUCCGCGCGCUUGCGGUGUGCCACUCCGUCCUGGCGAACAAGCCCGAGCCGCAAACGAAGCCGUUUCUCGUCAAUUACAAAGCAGAAAGCCCUGACGAGGCUGCGCUUGUUGCGGCUGCACGCGAUGUUGGGUUUCCCUUCCUCCAGCGUACAAAGGAUGCGAUUGACAUCGAGGUGAUGGGCCAGCACGAGCGCUACGUUCCGCUGAAGGUGCUCGAGUUUAAUUCCACGAGGAAAAGGAUGAGUGUCGUCGUGCGCAACCCGGAGGGCAAGAUCGUAUUGUAUUGCAAGGGCGCAGAUAGUGUGAUCUACGAGCGCCUUGCCGCGGACCACGACCCGGAGCUGAAGGAGCGAACGUCGAAGGACAUGGAGGCGUUCGCCAACGGCGGCUUGCGGACGCUGUGCAUUGCCUACCGGUACAUGUCUGAGGCAGAGUACUUUGACUGGAGCCGGAAGUACGACGAAGCUAGCGCGGCUAUCAAGGAUCGAGACGAGGAGAUCGACAAGGCGAACGACCUGGUGGAGAAGGAUUUGCUGAUCUUGGGUGCGACGGCGUUAGAGGACAAGCUGCAAGAAGGCGUGCCGGAGGCAAUUGAGACGCUCCACAGCGCAGGAAUCAAGUUGUGGAUCUUGACUGGUGACAAGGUGCAGACGGCCAUCGAAAUCGGCUUCAGUUGCAACCUGCUGAAGAGUACUAUGGACAUUAUGAUCUUGUCCGCAGAGUCAUUGCACGGGGCUCGAACGCAGAUCGAGGCUGGUUUGAACAAGAUCGCCUCCGUCCUCGGCCCACCGUCGCUGGAUCCUCGCCAUCGUGGCUUCAUGCCCAACGCUAAGGCCUCCUUCGCCGUGGUCAUUGAUGGAGAUACCCUGCGUCAUGCAUUUGAUACGUCGGUGAAGCCUCUGUUCCUUAACCUCGCAACGCAAUGCGAAACUGUCGUCUGUUGUCGUGUCUCGCCGGCCCAGAAAGCACUGACCGUCAAGAUGGUCAAGGAAGGUCGUGAAGCGAUGACGCUUUCGAUUGGCGAUGGCGCCAAUGACGUGGCCAUGAUCCAGGAGGCGAAUAUUGGAUGCGGUCUGUUCGGUCUCGAAGGCUCGCAAGCAGCCAUGUCGGCCGAUUACGCAUUUGGCCAGUUCCGGUUCUUGACCAAGCUGCUAAUCGUACAUGGCCGUUGGUCAUACCAGCGGAUUGCAGACAUGCAUAGCAACUUCUUUUACAAGAACGUAAUUUGGACGUUUGCCAUGUUCUGGUAUCUCCCUUGGAACAGCUUCGACUCCACCUACCUCUACCAGUAUACCUUCAUCCUGCUCUGUAACUUGGUCUUCACCUCGUUACCCGUCAUUGCCAUGGGCGCAUUCGACCAGGAUAUCAACGCCAAAGCCGCGUUGGCAUUCCCCCAGCUCUAUGUUCGUGGCAUACGCGGAUUGGAGUACACUCGGACGAAGUUCUGGCUUUACAUGCUGGAUGGCCUGUAUCAAUCCGCGGUAGUGUACUUCAUCGGGUACUUCACGUGGGUUCUGGGUCCAGCGGUAUCCUGGAAUGGGAAGGCCAUGGACUCGCUGUCCGAUUUCGGUACUACGGUAUCAGUGGCUGCCAUUUUCGCGGCUAAUUUCUACGUCGGCUUGAAUACCCAUUAUUGGACCAUAAUCACCUGGGUGGUCGUGUUCGGCUCGUCCCUCAUCAUGGUCGCUUGGAUAGCCAUAUACUCAUUCUUUGACACGCCUGACUUCAACGAUGAAGUGGCCAUCCUCUACGGCGGCAUCACGUUCUGGGCGACAAUAGUCAUUUCCGUGGUUCUAGCACUCACUCCUCGAUACCUCGUCAAGUUUGUCUCCUCCGCGUACAUGCCCCUCGACCGCGACAUCGUCCGAGAGAUGUGGGUCAAGGGUGACCUGAAGGACCGUCUGGGCAUCAAACAUCAUCGUGAUCGGACGAGGGCCGACCCCGAGGCGGUACCAAUGUACAAAAACGUGCAUUUCCGCGCAGAGUCGGAGAUGGGUGGAGACGACGGUUACGAACCGGUGGAGAUGCGCAGUCCGCCGACGAUGUCGCCAUCCCCGUCUAGCACCCCGAUGGCGUCCACGCCCUACUUCGACAGCCCGCACGCUCCCGAGCAAGCUCAUACCCACGACGGAGAGGCUGAAGCGCAGUAUGUCACCGCCCCAGCGCGUCCCGAUGGUGGGCUUAGCCCGUACCCGCCAACCCGCUCUCCAUUGCCCACCUCUGUAUCUCCUGCACCAUCCUACUACUCAUCUUCCCAGAUCCCUCCUCCCUCACCCAUGCCCCCAACCGUGUUCUCUCCUGCCGUGCAGUCCCCCAGAACCCCCAGUUCUGGCGUCAGCCUGCAUCCCAUACGCACCAGCGUACCAACGCGCCCUGCCGCAUUCGACGAAGAACCGCUCACGCCUACGCCGACAACGCCGCACCCGAUGUCGCCCACGUUGCUGCAAGUCCCCGGCUCGCCGGCCUCGGGCGCCGCCCCUCACGCGGUGCACUUCCAGCACGCGAGCGGCCUGCCCUCGCACGACCACGACCCGUUGCGGAGUCCGCCACCGGACCGGACCGACCUGUCACGCGCGAGCGAGUGGACGCAGGGGACGUACGCGACAGCGCAGGAAGGCUACACCUCCCAGGGCGAGGAUUGGUCGGAUGACUAUGAUCGGGAGGAGGAUCGGUCGCCCGCGCCGCACGGCCACGUGCGCCCAGCUAGCUAUCAAUCAUGGACACCGAGGGCGAUAUAGCAUCCCUCGUAGUCGUCCUUUCCAUUCCUUUGUUCACUACUCUCAAUCCAUGCUGUUCCUUAUUUUGUCCUUCAUCCUUCCAUGCAGUGCUGUGCUAUCAUAUCUGCUAUCUAUUAUCUUCACCGUUUUGUUUCUUGCAUCUGGGACUUUUAGAAAGAAAUGUCGAAUCAAAUCUGGAAGUCGCUUGUUGUUCUUUUCCUGCGCUGUAGGCGCAAAACAUUACG
Messenger RNA from Punctularia strigosozonata HHB-11173 SS5, 5228 nucleotides. RefSeq names its product phospholipid-translocating P-type ATPase. The transcript is spliced from 10 exons. Gene Ontology annotation, biological process: phospholipid translocation. Gene Ontology annotation, cellular component: plasma membrane. NCBI's taxonomy places the organism in Eukaryota, Fungi, Basidiomycota, Agaricomycetes, Corticiales, Punctulariaceae. The record is from RefSeq and is a predicted model, not a curated record. Bases 46 to 5004 code for a protein of 1652 amino acids. Gene Ontology annotation, molecular function: ATP binding; ATPase-coupled intramembrane lipid carrier activity; ATP hydrolysis activity.